Messenger RNA from Podarcis lilfordi (Lilford's wall lizard), 852 nucleotides. The record is from the annotation of a GenBank genome assembly. Lineage: Eukaryota; Metazoa; Chordata; Lepidosauria; Squamata; Lacertidae.
AUGGCUAACAGGGGUAAUUCUCAGGCACCUCAUGCAGUGCAAGGUGGUCCUCAAACUCCCACCAUGCCUUGCAUCCCUCAAGCCAUAGCUCAAUUAUUUUCUGCUAUCAAAACCUUUUAUUUACAAUGCAGGCCAGCGGCUUCCAGUGCUUCCACACCUGUGGCGGCCUCACAGGAUUGUAUUCUGGACACCCUUCCCAGUGAGCAGGCCCAUUCGGGUCCAUCAACUUCUGCCUCCAGUACAGCGCAAUCCGGCAGCGGGUCAGGCAACCGGCCUCAUACACCUUCCCAGUCUUCACAUGCUCAGAAGUCAAAGUCCGGCGCCGCAAAACCCAGUGUUUCUGGUGCCAGCUCCAAAUCAACAAGGCCUGGUCGCUCCACUACCAACCAGCAGGUAAUCAAUAUGCCUAGUAUUUUUCAGGAAUCACCAUCUCAGCCCAUUCCUUCGGAGGGCGCGUCAGGUUCUUCUUCAGAGGAAGAGGUACCUCCUCAGCAAUCAACACCAGCAUCCACUGACCCAGCCCCAGAGGUCAGUGGAAUCCAAGGGGGAAAGAGAAAGGCUAAGAAGAAGCACAUCUCUAAGAAGAGUAAUAGAAGCGAGCCUUCUGAUUCCGAAGACGAAACAGGUACCUCUUCAUCAGAUUAUGAUAGCGAUGCCACCAUGGAGAGCUACUGGGGUGAGGGUGAGGAUUUGGCUGGGGUCCCACUUUGGGUGCACGAGAGAAGGGCCAAUUCACACGGGAAAACAUUUAACGGAACCUUGGAGUGGAAGGGGGGUGCACUGGUGGAAGAUGUAAAAACUUCCACUAACGUGUCUACCAACUUCAUCUUAGGUAAUCACCUUUCUAAAUGA